This is a messenger RNA of Gaeumannomyces tritici R3-111a-1, 2578 nucleotides long. RefSeq lists its product as hypothetical. NCBI's taxonomy places the organism in Eukaryota, Fungi, Ascomycota, Sordariomycetes, Magnaporthales, Magnaporthaceae. The transcript has a single exon. The coding region runs from base 131 to 901 and encodes 256 amino acids. The record is from RefSeq and is a predicted model, not a curated record.
CCCCGUGCUUCGCUGGACGGACAGACGACAGACGGACAGCCUCACUUCGCGGACACCCCACAUCUGGACAGCCCUCAAAAGCACGUGCAGCCAGGCAACCGGCAAAGCACGGCGAGCCUAGAUAAUCACCAUGGCAGACGACUAUUACGACUUCUCCGUGUUUCUGCAACCCCAGUCCGACACUCCCUUCUCAUCGGCGAGCCCGUUCCCGCCCUCGGCUCCGCGCCCCACGUCGCGCUCCCCUGAUGGCGGCGACUGUGGCGGCGGCGGUUCCUGCACCCCGGGCGGCAAGUGGACACCCUCGCCCAACGCGCCGACAUUCGCGUCGCUCGAGGGCGUCCCCUUUGCGACCUCGGAGGCGGCACUGUCGGCGGUCCAGCGGACGGCGUACGCCUCGGGGUUCGGCGUCAUCGUCAUGAGGUCGCGCUAUCGCAAGCGCAACAAGGCCGAGCAGGCCGAGAGCACGCCCGUCGACAUCUGCCGCUACGACCUCGAGUGCACCAUGGCCGCCACCCACAACAAAAAGGCGCAUAAGGGCGUGAGGGCCACCAUGCGGAGCGGCUGCAGGUGGAGGGGGUCCGUUUGGCAGAUCAAGCCGAGGGGACAGCCGCUAGUUGGCUGGUUCUUCGCGCUGAAGCACGGCUCUCACACGCAUGAAAUGGUCAACCCGGCCACUAUCCCGGUGCACCGGCGAGCGGCUCUCAAAGCUGCCCGCGACACUGUCAUCGCGCUCCUGAAAUCCCAACCAGAUUUGUCCUUCCGAGCCGUCGCCGAGCUUGUUCGCAAAGAACACCCAGGCACGGCAAUAACAGGGAAGGAUAUUCAGAAUCUCGUUGACAAGGAGAAAAGGAUGGUGGAGGAAUCCGACUCAGCUCAGGUCUCCAUAGGUUCAGGGGGAUGACUAGUUACACCAAUUUCAUCACAGGGAUGGCCACCAGUUCCAGCGGACGUGGUCUCAGGUUCCACUGCUUGAGCCCAUGAGCUUCACCCCAACUACAUACACAGCAUGGUGACUUGCCUGACAUGGAGCACUGCCUUAGGCGUCGACUUCGCGGAAUCUGUAGUUGAACAUCUGGUUCGACUCGACCGAGUUCUCGUCGGCAAGCUUCCUCGCAGUCUCGACUCCGGCGGCAGGCACACGAUAUUCGAAUUUCUUGCCCGGCGCCGGGUCCUUUCCAUCAAUCCGGUACGGGAAUGGCAAGUACUGCAAACAGAGGGUCGUGAGCUUGAGGAGCCCAGGCUCCAGGCCCCCUGAGGACCGGAUGUAAAGCACAAAACACACCUCUGGAAGCAGCCCAAGUUGUCUGAGCACAGUGGCCUGGUCCCAGGCAAUGUGCUCGUGGUAAAGGCGAUCACCCCUGAUGUUGACGACCGAUGUGAAGGGCAUCUCGAGCGACUUCCCCGUGGGUGGAACGCCUGGCAAGCUGUUCGCCAACGUCGCGGGUUGUCAGAUUCGCACAGCGCCUUUGAGGGAGAAAAAGCGCCUUACAGCCAGUCAACGACCCGGUCGUGUGUGAGCUUGAAAAUAAACUCGUCGAUGACGCGAUCCACGCCCACCGUCCGGCUAACAAGCUCCAAGGCGGUGUCGUCUGGGUUGCUGUGGAUGAAGUGGUGGCGGUAGAAGGUUGUGAGGCGGUCGCGGCCGAUGCCUCCGGUUAUCGUGGGGAUGCUUUGUUAAGCCCACGAAUUCUCAGCAAUUGUAGGCCUCGAUAAGAAACACGCGGGUUUGCAUAGGAAAGGCCCCUGUCACCGACUGGUUGACAUAUGGCUCAGCUACCAUGGUACCCAUGGUCUUGGCCACGGCGCGAUCUCCAAACUCAAAGUAGCAGUGCUCGUCCCAAAUUGCCUCGAGAUCGAAGAAGGGGCCCCCGACCAGGGGCCGGAGGAAGGUCAGGGUGCGCGUGUGUGCAACCGCCGCCGAGGAGCCACGGUAGUUUGCGUGCGCGGGGAGCACAAAGUUCGGCAGCGCCUCGCGGUAGGCGUGCAAGGUCGUGGGGCGGUCCCCAGCGGCGGCGUCCGGCUUGGCCACAGCCCCAGCGGCGUGCCAGAGGACGGGCGUCGACGGUCCCGCGUCGAUGGGGGCCGCCGAGUAGUUGACGACGGCGACGACGACGACAGCCGCCGCCGCCUCCGUCACGGGGGGCGGCGCCGGCAGCGGCACGUACGCGACGACGCCGCAGCGGGCCCGCCCAUCCUCGCCCUUCUCGCACUCGUCCAGCGCCGCCAGCGCGCCAAACGCCGCGCGCAGGUCGGCGUGGAACCCGUCCGCGCCGCCGCCGCCUUCACGCAGCGUGACCUGCGCCACGGCGUACCCUUCCUCGGCCCACUUCAGCAGGGGCGGCGGGUCGAGGGUCUUGUCGCUGCGGCCCAGCGGCAGGCCGGCGUCGACGACGAGCACAAGCCCGGGCCCCGUGCCGCGGCGCGACAGGGGCGGCUGCAGCAGGAUGUUGGGGGCGACGGUCCGCAGGAGUGCGGAGGGGAGCGCGACUGGGGUUUCCUCGGCUACCAUUUUCGUGUGUUGUUCUCCCUUCUAUUAUGGCAGAUUAUUCACUCUUCUUCUUCUUCUUCUUCUUCUUCU